Messenger RNA from Hipposideros armiger (great roundleaf bat), 1012 nucleotides. RefSeq names its product titin-cap (gene TCAP). Gene Ontology annotation, cellular component: Z disc. NCBI's taxonomy places the organism in Eukaryota, Metazoa, Chordata, Mammalia, Chiroptera, Hipposideridae. Gene Ontology annotation, biological process: detection of muscle stretch; cardiac muscle tissue morphogenesis; skeletal muscle myosin thick filament assembly. The record is from RefSeq and is a predicted model, not a curated record. The transcript is spliced from 2 exons. Bases 37 to 540 code for a protein of 167 amino acids. Gene Ontology annotation, molecular function: structural constituent of muscle; protein-macromolecule adaptor activity; titin Z domain binding.
CCUGGGAGGAGCGGAGCUGAGGGAGUGAGGCUGAUCAUGGCCACUUCAGAGCUGAGCUGCCGGUUGUCUGAGGAGAACUGUGAGCGCCGAGAGGCCUUUUGGGCUGAAUGGAAGGAUCUGACACUGUUCACUCGCCCUGAGGAGGGUUGCUCCCUGCAUGAGGAGGAUGUCCAGCGGCAUGAGACCUACCACCAGCAGGGUCAGUGUCAGGCGCUGGUGCAGCACUCCCCCUGGUUGGUGAUGCGUAUGGGCAUCCUCGGCCGUGGGCUGCAGGAGUACCUGCUGCCCUACCAGCGGAUGCUACCACUGCCCAUCUUCACCCCCACCAAGAUGGGUGCCGCCAAGGAGGAACGCGAGGAUGCCCCCAACCAGCUGCAGGAGCUGCUGGCACUGGAGACAGCCCUGGGUGGCCAGUGUGUGGAGCGCCAGGAUGUGGCAGAGAUCACCAAGCAGCUGCCGCCUGUGGUGCCUGUCAGCAAGCCAGGUGCCCUUCGUCGCUCUCUGUCCCGCUCCUUGUCCCAGGAAGCACAGAGAGGCUGAGAGGGACUGUGAUUUGGGCUCCACUGUGCCCGCCCUGGGCUGGGGGCCCUUCCUGGCUAGGACCAUGGAGGGGAGCUGGUGGCCAUGGAUGCUUUGUAGUUUGCCCAGAGUUGGGGGCUAGGGGAGGAGGGAACCAGAGGCCAGGAUGCCUGGGUCCCCUGAGUUCCCAAAAGGAGGGGAGCAAAGAUAGUGGGCACUGAGGGUAGAGAGCUGGGGCCAGCACAACUGAGUACCCCCAGCCCCAGGAGAAGGGACAAAAGAUGCUGCUGAGCUUGAGAGGCCCCUGAGAGGGGUGACCCUGGUCCAGGUUUCAGCUUCAGAGAAGGACAAGAAAAAGUGUAAGGGGAUCUGGAAUGAUCUGGGAAGGAGUCUUGAAGAAGACGGGGCGGGAGGGGGAUGUGAAGAGGGCGGAGACAGGCUGGAGCCCCCAGCACCCCUGUUAGCGCUGUAAUAAAUGCUCAGUCAUGUUUCA